Macrosiphum euphorbiae (potato aphid) is the source of this 1107-nucleotide messenger RNA. The record is from the annotation of a GenBank genome assembly. NCBI's taxonomy places the organism in Eukaryota, Metazoa, Arthropoda, Insecta, Hemiptera, Aphididae.
AUGGAUCGUCAACAAAAAGAAUCACUAAAUGUCUUUAAGUUAACGACAGACCAGUUGGAGUUUCUAAGAAGGGUGGCUAAUAUUGUACAGUCUGCAGCUAUGCGCAGAAAUUCAAACUUGGUACCAAUGCAAAUGAACUUGACGGAAUGUAAUAAGACAAACGGGAAGCUGAGUGUUGGAGACGCUGAGGGACUUUCCACGCUGAAGCUAUCCGUGGACAGUGUGCAGACUGCACAUAGUGUAACUUUGGAAAUCCAACCACUUCUGCAGCUGCAAGUAUCAAAGAGUCGUUAUCAUAGAGCGAAGUUUGCUGCAACACUCGGGUUGUCAGAAGAACUGUCAAAAGCCCUACGUGAGGCGGCAGUGAGUAGAUCACUGAACUACGUCAUACCUAUGCGGUUUCCUCGACGUUUCACCAUUGAUUUAAUCGGACAAAGGCCUGCUUUUGGAAACGUUGAGAUAACAGAUGGUAGAUCUCCAGGUUUCCGACAGUCGAACUCUGCAGAAAUCGUACUGGAUUCACAACAGCUGCAGUCCACGGACCGUGUUCAGACUGCAGAUAGUGUAACGGUGGAAAUCCAACCAGUUCUGCAGCUGCAAGUAUCAAAGAGACGUUAUCAUAGAGUGAAGUUUGCUGCAACACUUGAGUUGUCAGAAGCACUGUCAAAAGCCCUACGUGCGGUGGCCGUGAGCAGGUCACUGAACUACGUCAUACUUGUGCGUUUUCCUCGACAUUUCACUAUCGAUUUAAUCGGACAAAGGCCUGCUGUUGGAAACGUUGAGAUAACGGAUGGUAGAGCGCCAGGUUUCCGACAGUCGAACUCUGCAGAUAUCGUACUGGAUUCACAACAGCUGCAGUCCACGGAUCGUGUUCAGACGGCAGAUAUUGUAACGGCGGAAAUCCGACCUGCAGUCCUGCCUACACUGAUAUGUCCUCGGCAAACCGAUGACGAUAUUCUGGAAGAUGAAAAUGUUGACCGGCCAGAAGCAGCAACAGCUGUUCGACGACGUAGACGGAUCCUAUCGGCUUUAGGGAGAAGACUCCUUAAAGUCGGUAGAAUGUUAUGUUGCUGGUGCAGCACAGUACCGUCUGAGGAUACGGAAUAG